Laccaria bicolor S238N-H82 is the source of this 297-nucleotide messenger RNA. RefSeq lists its product as uncharacterized. The record is from RefSeq and is a predicted model, not a curated record. The annotation marks the transcript as partial. The transcript has a single exon. NCBI's taxonomy places the organism in Eukaryota, Fungi, Basidiomycota, Agaricomycetes, Agaricales, Hydnangiaceae.
AACGGCGACGACGAAGUGGCUCCUAGGCGGCAGAUCCACCUCAAUGUGCCACCACGGUUGGUGAUAGUACCUGGGACAGCGAUCAUAGUGGGUAUUGCGAUUGGGUUGAUGCGGGGAGGACGGGCGACGUCGUUGCGUUUCCUUGCAGAGAAUGCUCACCGACCGCCGACUACAGUGCAAGGGUGGUACUUUUACAACAAGACGAAGAACUACAAGGUGAUACUUGGUGGACUGAAGGGAGCGGGAGUGGAUGCCAGUAAGCUGGGACUAAUGGGGUUGGGGUGGGUAGGGAUAGAA